AUGAGUAGUCCUAGUGCCAAGCCAACAUGCCUGACGCAGCCUGUGGUGAAGAGUGUGAUGGUGUAUCGUAACGGAGAUCCAUUCUUCCCAGGGCGCCGAGUGGUCAUCCAUGAGAAGAAGGUGUCUAGUUUUGAUGUCUUCCUGAAAGAGGUGACAAGUGGGGUGAAUGCCCCCUUUGGGGCUGUGCGGAACAUCUACACUCCUUGUGGUGGGCACCGUGUCCGGCAGCUGGAUGAUAUUCGGAGUGGAGAACAUUAUGUUGCUGGUGGCAGGGAGGCCUUCAAAAAACUCAACUACUUGGACAUAGGAGAACUGAAGAAAAGGCCUAUAGAAACAAAUAAUGAGGUGAAGCCAGUUAUCCACAGCAGAAUCAAUGUGUCGGCACGCUUUCGAAAGCCGCUUCAGGAGCCAUGCACUGUUUUCCUGAUUGCAAAUGGUGAUCUCGUAAGCCCAGCAGUGCGUCUUUUUAUUCCAAGGAAAACGCUGAAUCAGUGGGAACAUGUUCUUGAAAUGGUAACCGAGAAAAUUACACUCAGAAACGGAGCUGUUCACAGGCUCUACACAUUAGAUGGAAAACCUGUUGAGAGUGGGUUGGAUUUGGAAAACGGACAGUUUUAUGUAGCGGUUGGCAGAGACAAAUUUAAGAAGUUACCCUAUAGUGAAGUACUGUUUACCAAAUCUACAGUUAGGAGAUCUUAUGGGUCAAAGUCAUCUGGGAAGUCUAAGGGGAGUUCCAAAUCUACUGACACGGGUGACACAGUGUCAUCUCCUCCACCUUCAAAGAGGAAGGAAAAGCAUAGACAGAAUCAAGAGCCUAAAAAACCUGCAAAAUCAAGAGAAAAUGUUCAAGUAGUGACCAAAACGUAUAUUCUCCCAGAUAAUGACGAGGGUGUUUACAAGGCUGGGAAAAAACCGUCUGAAAUGCGUGGGGCUGUGGAAGUCCAGGAAGAUGAAGACACUCAGAUUGAGGUCCCAAUUGAUCAGCGGCCAGCAGAAACGGUGGAUGAGGAAGAAAAUGUAGCUCGGCACAAUGAAGAAUAUUCAGCAAUGAAUGGCGAGGCUGAUCCAGGUGAAGAAACUGGUGAGACCAUCAAUGAAAUGGAAAAAAACAAAGAGAAAAUGGAUGACCAUUCUGAAAAUGAACAGCCAGAGCUUGAUGAAGAAGGGGAGGGUGAGACUAGUCAUGCACGGGGUGGAACAAAUGAAGAAAAUGGUGAGGAAAUGGAUCAUAAUGGCCAUGAAGAAGAAACAAAAGAAAGUGCUGAUGAUCCAACCCAGGGUGAUGCUCAGAAAGCUUCAACUCCAAGAGUAACCAUCACCAGUCCUCAGGAGAGCGAAAAAAAUGAACAAACGAAUGACUAUGCAGCAGUAGCGUAA
Gekko japonicus is the source of this 1377-nucleotide messenger RNA. It is a transcript of the gene DCDC2, whose product is annotated as doublecortin domain containing 2. Gene Ontology annotation, biological process: cilium assembly; neuron migration; regulation of cilium assembly. Gene Ontology annotation, cellular component: kinocilium; microtubule organizing center; microtubule. Bases 1 to 1377 code for a protein of 458 amino acids. The transcript has 10 exons. The record is from RefSeq and is a predicted model, not a curated record. Lineage: Eukaryota; Metazoa; Chordata; Lepidosauria; Squamata; Gekkonidae.